Molecule: messenger RNA, 3252 nt
Organism: Polistes dominula (European paper wasp)
Lineage: Eukaryota; Metazoa; Arthropoda; Insecta; Hymenoptera; Vespidae
Source: RefSeq, a predicted model, not a curated record
AGAUUUGUAUUUGGUAUUUAAAAGAUUUUGUUGGUUAUGUUCAUAAUUUAGAAGAUCGCAAUGAUUGAAAGUAAUGAGUUUUUUUUUUUUAAAUUGCUACCAGAUCGUGUUAUUUAAAGACUAAAAAUAAUUCUACUGAUAACAAUUGUUUUAUUUGUAAGAAUAAAUAGAGCGCUUGCUCAAGUAUAUAUCUAAUCCUGUCGUUUUUGCAGCUGCGCAGGUGUAUCGUCGUCACCUUCUCAUUAGCAUCUUGACCAAAAAGCCAGUCACGCUAGCAAGAGUAUCCAACACGGCUGGUUAUUCCUUUUAAUCAUUAUAAUUUCUUAUAUUCUUUAUUAUUUUCCAUUAAUCAUUCUAAUAAUUCAUUUAAAUCUUAAUCGAUAAAUUCGUCCCUAAUCGAUUAUAUCGAACAGGACGAUGCAAUGGGUGAAGGAAGGAGAGAACGUUCAAGUAAAAGACAAAGAUCAAAUUACGGAGUCAACAAAUCAUCAUCGGAUUCCGAGCUAGCCCAGGAUAAGAAAAAUAAAGGACGAAAAAGUAAAUUAAAAGAACGAUGGCCAUUCGCGGAUGGAUUGACGGUAGACGAGCUUGCUCGUUAUCGAAGAAGACGGAUUGAGGGUCAUUCAAAAGAUAAUGUUGGAUCUUAUGCAGAAUCUGAUUACCUUAAAAACGAUACUUCAACUGAAUAUCGUCGAGCUUUCCGUGCAAAAAGUGAAGAACUUCUUAAGGAGAAUAUUUCUCCAGUUAAAAGCAAACGACCAUCGAGUUUUAUCCGAUUGGAUGAGGCCUAUGACAACGUAGAACCAUCGUAUAAUAAAGAUUUUCAAAAAUAUGAACAAUUAGAGCUUCCAUCUAAAAACGCAGAACAACAUUCAUCUUUCGUUCUUGCCGAAGGAGAUAUCCUUCCAAUGGAGACUCAAACGGAACAAUCGAAAUUUAUCGCUCAUACGAAUAUGAUCGGUCGACCACCGAUCAUUAGAAGAGGUACUAGUUUAAAACGAGAAGGAAAUUUCUAUACGGAUACCGAAAUGUAUUCAGCUUACGUACCUUAUGAGGGCCACCAUAGGGCGGAAUUAGCCCGAAGGCCAACGUCCUUGAAAAUGGAAGGAGAAAUGGAAACGAUGACUGAGAAGUGUGAGAAGUUCAUUCAGUGGUUAAACGUUAGCAGGCCGGAACUUAUGCGUGUUCCAACGCAACUUAAACUCGAGGGUGAAUUCGAGACUAGCACAGAAAACCAUGAAAAGUACGUCCCUUUCGUAGGAGCGAGAAGGCCCGAACUACUUAGGCAAGGUACGAGUUUAAAACUCGAGGGUGCAACCACUUUCGUGGCUGAAUAUACUGACGUUUUCAAGCAACACGCACUCACUGAAAGACAACCACCUGCGAGGAAACCUGAAACGCAUUUGAAAACCGGUAAUAAUUUUUACGAUUCAACCGAAAACAAGAAUAAUUAUAUCAAUCCUCGUGUUAGAGAGGCUCAACUAAUGGCAGAAUUGGCUAGAGAUGUUGAAGAAGAAGAAGAAGAAGAAGAAGAGGAAGAGGAAGAGGAAGAAAAGAAAAGAAAAAGAGAAGAGGAAGAAAAAGAGGAAGCUAAAAAAGACAAAGAGAUGCAAAUGUUAGUGUCGAAAUUAGAAGAAUUAAAGAGUCCACCUUUAGAAAUUCCGGAAUACAAAGAUGCCUACAAAGAUUUUCCAAGAGAACGGCCAACAUUCUCAAAACCCGAAGACGAAAUUGGUCGAGCUGACGGUUCGAAAAUACUCUCAUCUCCAACACGUUCGAAAUUUUCAACCAAAAUUGAUCAGGAUCCAGAAUACAAAUCCAAGUAUCUUGAUUAUCCUAAGGAUUCGUUCGUUUAUCGAAAACCACCGUUGACAUUGAGAACUACUCCUGCUUAUUCAGAUCGUUUUAUCUGCAACAAACAUAAUUUUUAUGAGACCAAACGAUACGAUUACGAGCCAACUAGCGAAGUAAAAUCACAAUACGUUCCUUAUGGUCACGUUCCACGUGUUAAACCUAUGAGAAUGCCAGCUAAUUUACGAUUAGAAGGUAGUAUCGAUCUUCAACCGGAAUAUAGAAAUGCUUAUUGCAGCCAACGUGAUUAUCGAUCUUCCUAUGAUAUGAAGAAACAACAAAAUCGUGAAAGAAGUUUGAGUGCAUCGAGAAAGAAAGAUAAUUAUUGGAUAAACAAUAAUAAUAGUGAAAGAUUUGGUUGCGUCAAUGCUGCUGAAGAUCAGGAUGCUUUUCAAGUAUUAAAAACUCGAGUACAUGAGGACAGCAUCAUUGGCAAACCGCCACCAAGUAAUCGAAGACAUUAUAGAGGAUCGCAGAGUCAAGAACCAAUGCAAUCAGAUGCUGUUGUUGAACGUAAUAUUAUCAGAAAUCGAUCACCUAGUCCAACUUAUCGUCUUCACGUUUGCAACGUCGAUGAUGAACCUCGAGGUUUUGGUCAACGUAAACGCUCAACGCAAAUCGAGUCUUCCGAAAGAACGCAUGAUCCAUUGCCAGAUCGUUUUAAUAGAAACAUUGUUCGUAAAUCGUAUUCUCCUAGUUUCGGUAAAAACGAAGCUAAAGAAAAACAAUUGGAUAAUGAACAAUCUUUCGUCGUUUUGGACAAUGUCAACAAGUGUCGUAAUAAAAAGGAAACAUGUAGAAGAAGAUUGGAUAAAAAUUAUAACAUAGAAAAUAAUUUAUCGAUGUCCAGAGGAAGACCAAAAACACCAACCAAUUGGAUGCCACCCUGGUACGAUAGUACUAAUACGAUCUAAAAGUCAUAAUAGAUCGUUAUAAUAGUCACAAUUAAAAAAAUAAGAAAAGAAUAUAUUGGACAAAGUAAUGCAAUGCUAUCAGUAGAAAAUAUGAUCCUAGAAAUAAUACUUUAGCUACAUGUACUGCCUACAAUGGGAUAUGAUUUAUUCCUAAUAUAUAAUAUUCUAUGUUCGUGUAUACGUAAAAGGCUGAAUAUCAUAUCUACAAAAUUAUAUAAUAGUAGUCGUCACGAGCAUGAUAUUAAAACGCACAAGAUACGUAUUGCAAUAUAAGAAGAAAACAAAAUAUAUAUUUAGAUAAAUUAAUAGCGAGAAAAAAAAAACAAAAAGAAAAAAUAGUUUAUGGUAUACGAUUUUCGUAUGUUAACAAAUUGUUAACCGGACAUCAGUAGUAAUAUAAACAUGCAAUUUGAUUAUUAAAAUAGAUGAUUAUCAUGUUGAAUUUCAUAUUAUCAAUUUUCCAGAAAGUUUAAUAUUUAAAAAUUUA